CUGGGAGGAGUUUUGCGGUGACCGUGCGAUGAUCGGCCCUGAGGCAAGGUUCCAUUGCUUUGUCUACAAGAACCGGGUGCUGGAGGAGUGCAGGUAACAAACCGGGACGCAGGAGUGAGAAACCCACGUCACUGGUAAAAUAGUAAAAUGUGGCAAAGUGUGGGCUUAACGUUCCUGGUCUUUGUGGCCACGCUGAUCUGUGUCCUGCUAUUUAUGCUGUGCGGAUGGUACGUGGUAUGGCACCUCUUUCUUUCCAAGUUCAAGUUCCUCAGAGAACUUGUCUGCGACACCGGGUCUCUGCAUGGAGAAGGGGAGUCCACGGAAACACCUUCAGAGCAAGAAGCUCCGCCAACUCCACAGAGAUCAAGACCUAAGUCUGCAAGACAAAGAAGAGUUCCCCCUGAAGAGGCAACUUAAAAAAAUAAAA
Molecule: messenger RNA, 427 nt
Organism: Spea bombifrons (plains spadefoot toad)
Lineage: Eukaryota; Metazoa; Chordata; Amphibia; Anura; Pelobatidae
Gene: SMIM13
Product: small integral membrane protein 13
Exons: 3
Coding region: 148-417 (89 amino acids)
Source: RefSeq, a predicted model, not a curated record